AUGCUACUAAAAAAGCCUUGCAGGACAUUGACUCCAAGAUUGUCCAGCUUGGGUGACAGUGUUAAGAAAGCCGUUGAGAAUGCUAUUAUCGCCCAAAUUAACAGUAAUGAAGAGCUUAUAAAGCUUUACUCUUCUCUUGUUACUAACCUUUCUGUGUCUGUCAACCCUGCUGGCCAGACUGAUGACACCGCUGUAAUUGGUCCACUUCAAGUUGAAGUGUCUAAAAAAAUUGCUGAAAUUACUGACCAAAUUACGCAACUUGAACAGCAAAAUAAGCUUAAUAAUCACUCUCUUCCUUCCCCCUCUCCCUCUGCUGAGCUAGCCAAAUUGCAUUCCAAGUUGGAGGCUUUGAAGGAAGUGGAGAAGCUUUGUGGAUUUUUGACUAAUUCUAAUAAGCAGCAAAAUAACCCUACUAAUAAUAUUUUAACGCAUUUAUGUGACGGCCUCGAAACUUUCCUCGGCUUCAACUCUGAGACUAAAGGCUACGACGGCUCUGGCAUUGUGUACUCCGACCUGGAUAGGCUGUGUGACGGGGUGAUGGGAUUUUUGAGUGGUGUUCUCAGUAACAUCCACAAGCAUUUAGGGCAGCAUAAAGAGACAAUUAAUGAAGCAAUUACAUCACUUAACACCAAUAAACACCUUGGUAAAAAAGGUUUUAAUGUUGCGAUUGGAAAGGUGGUCGCAGGGGUGCGGGGGUAUAAUGAGAAGGUGAAGAGGUCAAAUGAUGAUGUCAAGGGCAAGAUAGAAGACUUGUAUAACUACGUCAAGACUGAAAAUGGAGGUAAGUUACGUAGUGAAAUUCAAAAUAUGCAGGACCCGGAAAAUCCCCUUUACUUCGAGUCUGCUGUGUUUAACGCCGAGAAUCUAGUUAAGCAAGCUGUUGCCAAAUCAACGCACUUUGCAACUGAGCUUAAUAGAGCAACUAAAGACAUCAAUGAUUUUAAUUUAGAUUGCAAAACUAAUGUAAAUCACGCACUGAAAAAUGUUAAGCACGAAACCGAGCGACUGGAGCAGUCCGCUGCUAAGGAGGGUCGGGAGCUGAAGGCGACGGAAGAUGUAAUCAAGACAACGCUUGAUAUUGCUAAGCAGAAGAUUAAUGAGAGCAUUAAGGUAGACGUGAAAAAGCUCAUCGAAAAAGUUAAGACUGCAUUACAGAGUAUUUUGACUCAGAUGAGGAGGAUUAGCAAGGAAAUGCAACGAUGCAUCGCAGAGUUACAGGAAUGGAUAAGCAAGGUGGAGAAAUUUCUUGGUGAAGAUAUUGAGAAGCACGUGAAAAAAAUUGUGAAGGAAAUUAAUAAAGAUGACUCAUACGAACUGCCCAACCAAAUUAAGAUUGCCGUGCAGAAUACAAAAACAGCAGUUGUACAGCUUAACGGCGCAGGCGAGGAGGGUAGAAAGCAAGUCGAAGAUAAUGUUAAAGCAGCGCUUGAGCAGGUUAAAGUGAUGAAUGAUAAGCUGAAGCAAGAUUUGUAUGCCGUUAAGCAAGCGAUUAAGGGGGCAAUUACUAGGUUGGGAGAAACGUUGAAAAAGAACGUUAAUCAGGACUUGGGGGCGUUGAAGGAGAAAAUUACUAAAAAAUUCAAUCCUAUUGCUACCGAUGCUACGGAAUUUUUCAAACAUUUCAGCUCGACGAAAGGAGCGCUCGAUAGAGCAAUGAGAGCAGUGGCGACAGAUUUGGCAAACAUCAAAGAUCUCUCUAGAAUUGGGCGCAUCACCGACGUCCUAGGUUUUGUUCCACUUCUCACUGAGAUCGGUAAAAAUGGACAAAAUCCAUUCAGUUCUGUUA
This is a messenger RNA of Babesia bigemina, 1786 nucleotides long. RefSeq lists its product as hypothetical. NCBI's taxonomy places the organism in Eukaryota, Apicomplexa, Aconoidasida, Piroplasmida, Babesiidae. The record is from RefSeq and is a predicted model, not a curated record. The transcript has 2 exons. The annotation marks the transcript as partial.